AUGGUUCGAUCUCUUGCUCUUUUCGCUGGCGCCAUUGCCACUGUCGCCGCCGCCCAGACAACCACCGUCAACUUCUUCCUCCCCGGAUUCGAUGAUCAACCUCUUGUAGGAUCUGUCGUCGCCGUCAAGGGCGAGGCGACUAGUGUUGCCAUCAACUGCGCUGAGGGAACCGACCCCAGCGACUGCGGCAUCCAGGAAGAGCGCACUAUUGUUGGUGGUCCCUCCACCAUGGAUAUCAGCUACUCCUACAGCCCUCCCGAGGAGUACGGCGGUGGUCUCAUUGAUCAAAGAACUGGCUGCAAACUGGACCCCAAGAAGGAUGUGGCCUUCUGCUCUGUCGAAGCAACAAACGUCAUUUCUGGUGUUACCGAGUCUAUGGCCACCUCAACUGCUCUCAGUGGAUACAAGCAGCUCAUCAUGCCCAUCACCAUCACUGCUGGCGCUGAGAAGUUGAACGGCGGUGACGCCUCUGCCACUGCCUCUGCCUCUGACUCCGAGGCCACUACUGCCGGCAAGCCCAAGGAUACCGGUGCACAAGCUACUGGUUCUGCCACUACUUCUGGAGCUGACGCUGAUGCCACUCCCUCUCCCGUUGAGUCUGACAACGCUGCCGGUCCCAUGGUAACCCAGAACGCCAUCCUGGCUGCCGCUGCCAUUGUCGGUGGUGCUGCCAUGCUGCUGUAA
This is a messenger RNA of Fusarium poae, 684 nucleotides long. RefSeq lists its product as uncharacterized. The record is from RefSeq and is a predicted model, not a curated record. The coding region runs from base 1 to 684 and encodes 227 amino acids. The transcript is spliced from 2 exons. NCBI's taxonomy places the organism in Eukaryota, Fungi, Ascomycota, Sordariomycetes, Hypocreales, Nectriaceae.